UGCAGAGUGCCAAAUGGAUACAUUGGUUUAAAAAACAUUAUUACUGGUUUCAGAAAUACAACCCAACAAAGCUACUAUAUGUCCGAAACUUUAAAAUAUCUUUAUUUGCUCUUUGUAGACUCGAGUGUAAUCCCUUUAGAUAAAUAUGUAUUCAAUACAGAAGCACAUCCAAUAAAGAAAAAAUACAACUCAAAUUAA
Dictyostelium purpureum is the source of this 198-nucleotide messenger RNA. RefSeq lists its product as uncharacterized. Lineage: Eukaryota; Evosea; Eumycetozoa; Dictyosteliales; Dictyosteliaceae. Gene Ontology annotation, cellular component: endoplasmic reticulum; Golgi membrane. Gene Ontology annotation, biological process: N-glycan processing; carbohydrate metabolic process. The record is from RefSeq and is a predicted model, not a curated record. Gene Ontology annotation, molecular function: calcium ion binding; mannosyl-oligosaccharide 1,2-alpha-mannosidase activity. The annotation marks the transcript as partial. The transcript has a single exon.